This is a messenger RNA of Geodia barretti, 231 nucleotides long. The record is from the annotation of a GenBank genome assembly. NCBI's taxonomy places the organism in Eukaryota, Metazoa, Porifera, Demospongiae, Tetractinellida, Geodiidae.
CCCGCCCCCCCUCGCAAACUGCUGCUUCACCGCAGCGAGAUUAGGGAGCUAUCGCAGCAGGUGUCGGCUAAAGGUCUGACCCUAGUACCGCUGCGUCUCUACUUGACCCGUGGACUUGCGAAGGUCGAACUCGGUCUAGCCCGGGGAAAACGCCGGCACGAUAAGCGAAGGACAAUAAUCGACCGCGAACGGAAAAGAGAAGCCGAGCGAGCGAUUAAGAGGAGAUUGUAA